UUCGCGGUCGUCGCAUUGUUUUUUUCCGAGUUUUCCACGUGCGGCUUCGUUCAAUGGAUUGUUUUGAACUUUAUUGACAAAUUGUUUCGCAAAGUCCUCGGUCUAAUUGAUUAACAUCCAAGUUUUUUUUCGCCAGAAUUAUGGCUCAGUUCAAAAAAACAAACGUGCAAGUUUAUGCCAAGUCGGCGACUGUUCUUUCGCCGGAUACCAUCUACUGGAAGAAACUAGGGGUACCGACCCUAGUGAAAGACUUUGGAGCAAUCGAUUUCAUAGACUUCAGCCCCACGGAGCCGUAUCUAUUUGCGGUAACAGCAUCAGUUCGUGUUCAAAUCUACAAUCCAGUGACGAAGUUGGUGGUCAAAAACAUAACCAAGUUCCAGGAAGGUGCCCACGGUGGAUCGUUCCGUAAAGAUGGCAAUCUACUUGUUGCCGGGGAUGAUCUCGGCAAAGUGCGCCUGUUUGAUGUAUCAUCCAAGUCUAUAUUGCGAUUUUUUGAAGGCCACAAAGCGCCUGUUCAUCGGACCUUUUUCAACGCCGAUGGCUAUCACGUGAGUAGCUUCUCGGAUGAUAAAACUGUUCGAUACUGGGAUAUAGCAACUGAAAAGCACAUUUCUACUCUCUCGAAUCAUAACGACUACAUCAGAGCGGGUUGUACGAGUCCCGUUAGCCCAAAUAUUAUUGUCUCCGGAGGAUAUGAUCGAAAAAUUAACAUGUACGAUGUAAGAACGAAAGAGAGUGUACUUUCGCUAGACCAUGGAAGUCCAGUCGAGGCUCUCAUAUUCUUGCCCAGUGGAGGCAUUUUCAUCAGUGCCGGAGGAACGUCAAUCAAUGUGUACGAUGCUUUGGCUGGAGGAAGAAAAAUUGCACAGCUUUCGCAACAUCAUAAAACCGUCACCUGUUUACAGCUGGCCAGUGACGGAAAACGACUUCUCUCUGGUAGUUUGGAUAGACACGUGAAAAUUUACGAUGUUGCUACAUACCAAGUUGUCCAUACUAUCGACAACACCAACGCAGUUUUGAGUUUGGGUGUGUCUAAGGAUGACAACACAUUAGUAACGGGCAUGGUCGACGGUUUGAUAGGAAUACAUCGAAGGGAUUUGGACAAAGACAAGGGGGAUACUGAAAAAAACGAAAGCCGGCGUACCAGAAACAGGCGUAAAUAUGAGAGUAUUUUUCAAAGUGCCGACGAACAGAUUUAUGAAUUCAAACACGAUAAAAUUGAGCAAUUUGAUCGAAUGUUGAAAAAAUAUGAAUACAGCAAAGCCCUGGAUAAUGCAAUGGUUCCAGUAGUCAUUGGAAAAUCGCCCGAAAAACCUGUUGCCCUGAUUAAGGAGUUGAUCCGCCGCAAAGGUCUAUAUCGAGCACUACAAAAACGUUCUCAUGCUUUUCUAGUAAAAUUUAUUGGUUUCCUUUUGAGGAAUAUAGGAGACUUCCGAUUCACGUCAGCUCUUGUAGAUGCUGCAAACAUUCUACUGGACGUAUAUGAAGACGAGUUCGAUACGUUUGCUGGCACAGAAGUUGGAAAAAUGUUUGUUAACCUUUCGAGAAGGUUGAAAAAAGAAGAACAAUUGAUUCAAGAUUUCUUGCAAGUACAGGGACUGCUAGAGAUGAUUUCAGUUGCCGCAGACGCUAACCAAUCAUCUGAAGAUUUGAACAGAGAGAACAUUUUAACGGAUGAUCUCGAAGCGUCUAUAAGUGCUCAAAAGCAUGCUGUUAUAAAUAUAGAUUAAUAUGCAAAAUACAAAGAGUUUUACUUGAUAUUUUUUCAUUUUCUGAAGAACAUGACA
Uranotaenia lowii is the source of this 1787-nucleotide messenger RNA. Its product is annotated as U3 small nucleolar RNA-associated protein 15 homolog. Lineage: Eukaryota; Metazoa; Arthropoda; Insecta; Diptera; Culicidae. Gene Ontology annotation, molecular function: protein binding. The transcript has 2 exons. Bases 141 to 1730 code for a protein of 529 amino acids. Gene Ontology annotation, biological process: rRNA processing; positive regulation of transcription by RNA polymerase I. Gene Ontology annotation, cellular component: nucleolus. The record is from RefSeq and is a predicted model, not a curated record.